Anolis sagrei ordinatus is the source of this 2158-nucleotide messenger RNA. Lineage: Eukaryota; Metazoa; Chordata; Lepidosauria; Squamata; Anolidae. The record is from RefSeq and is a predicted model, not a curated record.
GGCUGUUAUAAGGUGGAGUGAAGCGGGCGGGGCUAGGACCUUUCUGCCCAGAAUGUCUGCGAGUCAAGAGAGCCGAUCUAGAGACAAUGGCCCUGAAGGAAUGGACCCCGAUGGUGUCAUUGAGAGCAAUUGGAAUGAGAUCGUGGACAGCUUUGACGACAUGAACCUGUCUGAGUCGCUCCUACGAGGAAUCUAUGCUUAUGGUUUUGAGAAGCCCUCUGCUAUCCAGCAACGAGCCAUUCUCCCUUGUAUCAAGGGUUACGAUGUGAUUGCCCAAGCCCAGUCUGGCACUGGGAAGACUGCCACGUUUGCCAUCUCCAUCCUGCAGCAGAUUGAGCUGGACCUGAAGGCCACCCAGGCCCUGGUCCUGGCUCCAACAAGAGAGCUGGCCCAGCAGAUCCAGAAAGUGGUGAUGGCUCUGGGCGACUACAUGGGCGCCUCCUGCCAUGCCUGCAUAGGGGGGACCAACGUCCGUGCCGAAGUCCAGAAGCUGCAGAUGGAAGCCCCUCACAUCAUUGUGGGGACCCCCGGGCGAGUCUUUGACAUGCUGAACAGGAGGUACCUGUCUCCCAAGUUCAUCAAGAUGUUCGUGCUGGAUGAAGCCGACGAGAUGUUGAGCCGCGGUUUCAAGGACCAGAUCUAUGACAUAUUCCAGAAGCUGAGUGGGAACACACAGGUGGUGCUCUUGUCUGCCACGAUGCCCAUGGAUGUCCUGGAGGUGACCAAGAAGUUCAUGAGGGACCCCAUCCGCAUCCUGGUGAAGAAGGAGGAGCUGACCCUGGAAGGCAUCCGGCAGUUCUACAUCAACGUGGAGAGGGAGGAGUGGAAGCUGGACACUCUGUGCGACCUCUACGAGACCCUCACCAUCACCCAAGCCGUCAUCUUCAUCAACACCCGGAGGAAGGUGGAUUGGCUCACUGAGAAGAUGCAUGCCCGGGACUUCACCGUUUCGGCCAUGCACGGAGACAUGGACCAGAAGGAGCGUGACGUCAUCAUGAGGGAGUUCCGCUCCGGUUCUAGCCGUGUCCUGAUCACUACCGACUUGCUGGCUCGUGGCAUUGAUGUGCAGCAGGUCUCCCUGGUUAUCAACUAUGAUCUGCCCACCAACCGGGAGAACUACAUCCACAGGAUUGGUCGAGGCGGCCGCUUCGGCAGGAAAGGGGUGGCCAUCAACAUGGUGACGGAAGAGGACAAGCGCACCUUGCGCGACAUCGAGACCUUCUACAACACCUCCAUCGAGGAGAUGCCUCUCAACGUGGCCGACCUCAUCUGAGCCUCGGCUGCCCGGCGGGGCCACAUCGGUGCCUAUAACAACCUCCCCGGUGGGCACAACAAAACACCCCUCGAUCCUUCCCACCCAACCAGAAAGAAAACCCCAAAUAUUUGCCCUUUUCUAUUUUUUUUUUUUUGAGUUUUCUUGCCUUUUGAAUAAAUGUCACUUUUUUGGAGGCAAAAAAUGAAAUUUAUAGUGUUUACUGGCGCUUUUUCCUCUGUCUCUUUCUCUCUCUUUCAUUCCUCCUUUUCCCCUUCUCUCUUUUCUUUCUCUCUCUCUCUCUCUCUCUGAUUUCAUUUUUCCAAACAGCCCCCAGAUUCGAACCCAGAACCCACAUCCAGGUCUCCUUAUAUAUAUUUUUUAAUGGAGAGAAGGAAGUUUCCGAAGCUUCCUCGCCUCUCUUCUCGCUUUCCCUCCAGACAAACAUCCCCAUAAUUAUUUUUGUAGCCGUCUUCAACGUUUUUUCCCUUUUUCCGCAGAAUCAUGGUGCUAAAACACUGGGGGAAGGGGGAAACCGCUUGAGAAUUUGAAACCUACCUCACAAAGAAGGUCAUGGUUUUCUGUUCUCCCUGCCUGGAAAUCAUUGGUGAAGAAGCAAACACGCAAAACACACAAACACACAAAAAACAUGCCAAUUUUUCUCCCCCUUUCGACGCCAAGGCGCAAAACCCUUUUUCUCCUUCCUUCCCUCCCUCAAUUCCCAUUGUUCGUUCGUUAAAAUAAAAUCGAAAAAAAAAAUUGGAAAACUUUUUUCAUACAGCAAAAAAAGAAAUCUGUGCGUUGCAAAACCUGAAAAAAACCCUUUUUUUGUAUAGCUAUUAUUUAUUCAAAAGGAAAAGUUACAGUGACCAAAAUAAACGUGAUCUUGAGAAAAACAAAACCAAA